UCUGUCUCCAUAGCAACCGCAGACAGCGCGUCCCAGGCAUGGCCGGUCCUGAAGUUUAUAGAAUAUCUUUUGUUUUUCCAAAUAAUGACAAAUAUGAUGGUGAGUGUGUAAGAACACCUGAUGGUGCUCUUGAGAGGCAUGGAGAUGGAGUUCAUACCACCCCUAAUGGAAUUACUUACACAGGAAACUGGAAAAAUGAUAAGAUGAAUGGCAUUGGAAGGCUUGAGCAUCCCUCAGGGGCAGUUUAUGAAGGCGAGUUCAAGGACAACAUGUUUCAUGGACUAGGAACCUAUUCAUUUCCAAAUGGAGCAAAGUACAUUGGAAAUUUCAAUGAAAACAAGCUGGAAGGUGAAGGAGAAUUUAUAGAUACCCAAGGCCUGGAAUGGAGUGGCACAUUUCAUUACACAGCAGCACCAGGACUGAAGCUUAAGCUGGAAAUGUAGCUAUUUUGCACUAAAGGUAACAUGUAUUAAAUACUGUUCUUAUGCUGGAUUUUGACUUAAUAGUUGUAAGCAAGGUUUACAAUAGCAACUGAUGUCUUAACAUAUUUAUUAUAAAUAAUU
Molecule: messenger RNA, 563 nt
Organism: Gopherus flavomarginatus (Mexican gopher tortoise)
Lineage: Eukaryota; Metazoa; Chordata; Testudines; Testudinidae
Gene: MORN2
Product: MORN repeat containing 2
Exons: 5
Coding region: 39-443 (134 amino acids)
Source: RefSeq, a predicted model, not a curated record